Messenger RNA from Amphibalanus amphitrite, 1351 nucleotides. RefSeq names its product DNA-directed RNA polymerase III subunit RPC4-like. Gene Ontology annotation, molecular function: DNA binding. Lineage: Eukaryota; Metazoa; Arthropoda; Thecostraca; Balanomorpha; Balanidae. Gene Ontology annotation, cellular component: RNA polymerase III complex. The transcript is spliced from 7 exons. Bases 31 to 798 code for a protein of 255 amino acids. The record is from RefSeq and is a predicted model, not a curated record. Gene Ontology annotation, biological process: transcription by RNA polymerase III.
GGAGGGGGAGGUGGGGAGAAAGACUCUGCGAUGACGAUGCCGGUGUUCGGCGGAAAUAAGAAGGUCGACAAAGAAGAGGAGGAGCGGAAGCUGGCAGCGCUGUUGAAGGAUAACUUCAUUGACGACGACGGCGAGGAGGAUGCAGCUGAUGAGAUGGCUCCCGUUCGGCUGCCGCUCAUAUCUUCGGCAUCGGCCGGCUCCUCCUACCUCACCGAUGACGUCAAAGUGAAAUGCGGCGACGAGGAUGAGGACGACAACGUACACUCGUACAUGAAGCGCAAACUGCAGAUCUCCGAUAAGAAAAUGGACUUGGAACGUAAGCUGGCGGCCGCCCGACGCCGGGAAACCGACCUGCCUGUAGCCGCCAUGUUAAAGGAAGGCCGCAAGGAUCUCGUAUUCUUCCAGUUUCCGGACUGUCUGCCGGUGCUGACCUCUAACGAUGACGAUGUGAAGCUCAAGCCCAAGAAGGAGCCAUCGGCAUCAGCUGCCGCCACCACCAACGGCGUCCAGGCGGAUACCAAGGCGCCCAACCCUGAGCUGGUGACCUUCAGUGACCUGCCCGAGGGUCAGGUCGGCCGCCUCCAGAUUCUGAAGUCGGGCAGGGCUCGCCUGCUUCUAGGGGACCACGUCCUUGAGCUAGACGCCGGCACCCAGGUCAAAUUCCUUCAGGAGGCAGCCUCGGUGUCCACCAGUGCAGACGGCUCUUCUGGCAGCGUGUCGGUGUUAGGGCACAUCCGACACCGAGUGGUGGCCUCCCCCGCCUGGGACACCCUCAUACACAGGGAUGCUAACCGAUGACGGCAUCUGAAGAGCGGCUAGGGAAUCAUGCGGGUGUGGAGGGUGUCUCUGUCUUCACUCUUCAUGGAGAGGCGUCUUUAAUGGGCGUCGGAAAUGGGCGUAUGUGUUACGGUGCCCAUCUUGGAGACGUUGAUAUUGGCGGGACGUCUAAGAUGCUGUGAAGGUGCUGAUGUAGGCAGGGCGCUAGUGUUAGAAGGACUCACGUGAGAAAGACGCCCAUGUGAGAAGGACGCCCAUGUAAGAAAGACGCCAAUGUGAGCUGGACACAGACAAUGUGAGAUGGAGAUGAGCUCUGGUGUGCAAUACACAGGGUCGCUGUGCAGUAGCAGCUGCGUGUCCCCGUACUCUCAGCAACCCUCACAGGGAACAACGAUAAGCGGUCGGAGAGCACGCACAGAAAACCUCAGCUGCUCUUGUAUAGGGACCGGCAGUCGAUAUCAAUGUUAUCGGUUGUUACUGGACAGGAGAGACGGCUGGAUUUGGGGUUCGUGCACAGAAGCAACUGCGGGUCCCCGUACAGCACAGACUGCACUUGUUUCAAUACACCGUUGUU